This is a messenger RNA of Racocetra fulgida, 438 nucleotides long. The record is from the annotation of a GenBank genome assembly. NCBI's taxonomy places the organism in Eukaryota, Fungi, Glomeromycota, Glomeromycetes, Diversisporales, Gigasporaceae.
AUGAAUACCAUAAGAAAUAAUGCCACUCGUUGUGCGAAAAUAGUUCCUGGUACCCGACUUGAUACUGAUAUAACUAAUAAUGCAGUACCACAAUUUGUCUAUUAUACACCAAAUCAAAAUAAUGAUGGACAUGAUACUGGUGUAGCAUUUGCCAAUAAUUGGUUAAAAAAUUGGCUUGAACCAAAGCUUACUAAAUCUGCAUUUACAACAAAUACAUUAAUAUUUAUCACUUUUGAUGAAGAUGACCGUAGUGAAAGUAAUCAUAUCUAUGGCUGUCUUCUUGGCACUCCUGUUCGUCCUCCUGCCAAUCAUACCGACAGUACAAGAUAUAAUCAUUAUUCUUAUUUGGCUACCGUAGAGAAAAAUUGGAAUUUGGGAAAUUUGGGUAGAAAUGAUGUUGGUGCAACCCCCUUUACCAAAUAUUUGGUACAUCCUUAA